Messenger RNA from Debaryomyces hansenii CBS767, 1023 nucleotides. RefSeq names its product Crz2p (gene CRZ2). Lineage: Eukaryota; Fungi; Ascomycota; Pichiomycetes; Serinales; Debaryomycetaceae. The record is from RefSeq and is a predicted model, not a curated record. Gene Ontology annotation, biological process: regulation of transcription by RNA polymerase II. Bases 1 to 1023 code for a protein of 340 amino acids. The transcript has a single exon. Gene Ontology annotation, molecular function: DNA-binding transcription factor activity, RNA polymerase II-specific; RNA polymerase II cis-regulatory region sequence-specific DNA binding.
AUGAACAGUCGGGUUAUGAUGAAUUAUUAUCCUGAAAUGUAUCCAUCAAGCACGAAUUAUCCCCAGACACCUUCAAAUGUGGGUCAGUAUUACGAGCAAAGCAAGCUUCCAUCGAUAUACGUUCCAUACCAGAACCAACCAUCGAUGAUGGCAAAUAGUGGUGAUUAUUACUAUUCGAACCAACAAGUGAUGGGGCAGCAAAUGCAACAACAAUCUGUACUGCAACAAUACUCCCACCCCCAGAUACAGACUCACAACCCGGUUAGUUCACAUCUGAUACAACAGAUGCAACAGACGCAACGAAUAGUAUCGCCCAUGUACUACCAACCAUCAGUGGUAUCGUCGCAAAAUAUGCUUCAUCCAUACCAAUAUGGUCAUGCUCCAAUGAUCAAUACAUCGCAGUCACCACAAGCGAAGGGAUAUCCUGUAAGUCCACUUUCGAAUAAUAAUAGUGAGAUGAUUCCAAUGAAUUCGCCGCCAAGACUAGCUUCGAAAUUGGAGGACAAGCAGCCUUUACCUAUUGACUACUCAUCAUUAGUCAGCUACACCAUUUCGCCAUCAUUGAAAAGAAGAAGAAAAUCCAAACAGAAGAUUGUUGACACAACUCAAUCUUUCCCAUGUAGUCAAUGCUCCAAGGUAUUCCAGAAGCCAUACAAUUUAAAAUCACAUAUGAAGACUCACUCGGACGAAAAACCUUUUAAGUGCUCGGUAUGCGAUAAGACGUUUGCCCGCUCGCACGAUAAGAAGCGUCAUGAAUCAUUGCAUGUUGGAGAAAAGAAUUUCAAGUGCGAAGGUUUUCUCAAGGAUGGAACCACGAAAUGGGGUUGUGGGAAGAAAUUUGCACGUUCGGAUGCAUUAUCAAGACAUUUUAGGACUGAAACUGGUUGGCUUUGCAUUAAGCCUCUAAUGGACGAAGCCAAUGAAUCGGAAAAUAAUCCAGACCAUUCCAUUCAAGAGCAACACCAAGAUGAUACCUUCAUGGAUAAUGCAACCUUUAUUAAGAGGUUUAUCCAGCCCAAAUAA